Messenger RNA from Leptonychotes weddellii (Weddell seal), 5792 nucleotides. The record is from RefSeq and is a predicted model, not a curated record. NCBI's taxonomy places the organism in Eukaryota, Metazoa, Chordata, Mammalia, Carnivora, Phocidae.
GACCCGGGCUUUGGUCUGUCUCCUCUCUUUGCGGCCCCCGGCGGUGCCUGCUGUGUGCUCUGCUCCAUUGGCUUUCCAGGUUUCUUUUCACUUGGGUUUUAUUACCAUCUUUGAGCAUGUGGUUCGGUUUGGGCAUCUCUACAAGGGCUUGUGAAGGAUGCACACUUGGGGCUUCGUCUCUGUCUGCCGUGUGCAGGUGUGUCCCAUCCAGCCUCCCUGGGGUGUUUGUGCAGUUCUGGCCUGUUCUCCUGGACAGGUUGCUGUCCCCUCUCUCUGAGAGAUGGACUCAUGGCUGGAGUGACCUGUCUCAGCCCUGGAUCCUCCUCUUCUGGCUGCGUUUGGGGUUUCUCUUCUAUCCUCUUCAGCUUGAGGACGCACAGGGUGGGGGACGGGGCACAGAACUGCUGAGGUCCUGCUAACUGUUCUGAAAGCCCCAUGCCCUGGGAGGCUGGAGCCACCCCUUGUCUGUACAUUUGUACAUGAGGUUUGGCCAUGGGGUGAGCUGUCAGAUGUUCCCUGGGGGAACCCCAGGGCAGAGAUGAGCACCUUUCUGCAGGAGAAGGGCCCUUGGGGUUCAGAGGUGGGUCCGGCCUCGGCGCCCCCCAGCCCAGUGGAAGCUGAGACGGGCAGGGGCUUCCUUUGGGCCAACAGGCCAUGAGCAGAGGGCUGGGCCCAUGACAUGGCCUUUGUCUGCCACCAGUCUCUCACCUGCCCCCAGAGUGUCCGUGCCAGUGCCCUUGGGGUGUUGCCCGGCCCGAGUAGCUGGAGCGCAGCUUGCUGCUGGCUGCGCCUGGCUCCUGGGUGUGGAGGACCCAGUCAAAGGCUUGCGCAUCAUGAGGCUUUUUACCCUGUGGCAGCUGUCAUUCUGGAAGACUCCUGGUUUCCCUGCCCUGGUGGCGUGAAGGAGGAUCCGGGGGAGGGGGGCUGUGUAUGGCCCUGGCACCGCCAUCUGCAGGGGUGGGGGGCCGUCCGUGACGCACUUGCCUCCAGUUCCCAAACGGGACUGCACUACCGUCUGCAGAAGCUCAGCUGUGCAGCAGCCUGUGGGCCGUGCACUGGCGUGGGGCCCUCACUUGUCUGCCCAGACGAGCCCCAGGAUGUCCCGAGGGGGUGCACCCAUGUUCUGCCAAGCCAGCCAGAGAUCUCAUGGACUGCUCGUCCUGCGCCAGUGCCAAGGGGACGUUCUUCGUGCUGAAUUGUUUCUGCCUGUGUCACCCUCGGGGGGGUCCCUAUGUCCCUGCCAGCCCUGUAGCCUGGGCCUAGACUGUGGCUGGGAGGAUGGUGACCCCCUGGUAGGACUGGAACUUGGGACUGUUGAGAAGAAAUCCCAGUGCGGGUGGGGGCAGGGGCCGCUUUCUGGACCCUCCCAGGUGUGGACUCUAGUCUGUCGGGAGGCCCGCGCGGUGCCCGGCACCCUCGUCAGGCCGCCUGUCUGACUCUGGUUGUCCGGGGUCCGUGACGUCCAUGUGGUGCGGUGAGGCCCGGCCUCGGAGGACGUGUCCCCGCCUGGGGUCUCCCCACAGCAGCUGUUGAGUAUCACAUGCAGAAGGGCAGGAAGGUGACGUUCUUCAGCCCCAGGUUCUUGUGCGUGGGAUUCUGAAGCAUCACGAGGCAGGACACGUGUGCACACGUAACAGCGCGGGAGAGGAGCAUGUGGGAGUCUCGGUGACAGGAACACGCCUUUGCAGCAGUCUUAGCCACGUGUGGGGGAGCGAGCGCCUUUCUGGUUGACGAUGAGUUAAGGGUACAGCGCGGUGCGAGCCGCUGCUGGGGGACGUGCCCCCUGUGCCCAGCAGCUCCGCAUCGCCCAACGGGGCGCCUGACCUGCUCUGCGCGGGCUCAGCUCCCGCCCGGCCGAGGCCCUCGCCCAGCAGACCCUGCCCUGGGCAGCCGGUCCUGGCGCCUCCAGACCAUAGCAGAGUGAUGCCCCCCUGCCCCCAGCUGGCCGUGCCGGGCGCCGAGCCACAGGAGGAUGUGGUGGGCCGGUGGGGGCGGUGAGGAGCCCCUUCCCGGGGGGUGUGACCGUGUCAGACUUUGACCCCGGCGCAGGCUUCAGUGGUCGCCGAGGAUCAGGAGCCUAAGAGCUUUGGUUCGAGACAAUUAAAGACGUGGGAUGAGGAUCCAGUGACAGGACGCGGUUCUGCCUGGGGAUUCUGAAGAUAAAACGCUUUGAAAAGUCGAAUUCAUGGUCGUGGAAGCCGAGCCCAUAUUAAGAAAUGUCAGGCGUCCGACCCCCGAUCAUGAACGGGCCCAUGCAUCCCCGGCCCCUGGUGGCGCUGCUCGAUGGCCGGGACUGCACGGUGGAGAUGCCCAUCCUGAAGGACGUGGCCACGGUGGCCUUCUGUGAUGCGCAGUCCACGCAGGAGAUCCACGAGAAGGUGACUGGGGGUGCCUGAGGGAGCGGGGAGGGCAGGCGGGUCUCAGGUGUGUGUGUCUGCUGCUCCCGUGCCACCCAGACCUGUGGCCACUGUCACCCCCUGCCGGACGUGGACCUAGGGCUGCUUUUGUGGCUGCUUGAGCCACUGUGUUGUAACCAAGUGUUCCUGGAACGUGGAGCCUGGGGCCGUGGAUGUGGCCAAGCGCAGUGGGGCCGAUGAGCUGCACUGUCCUGGUCCCACGUUGGUCACCCAGGCCAUCCGGGCUGGCAGUCAAGCACGUAGGCCUGGGUGUCUGCUGUUCUGGAAGCGGAACUGACCAGCCCUGGGUCUGGGUCCUGGCGACAGGACGGCGGACGCAGCCGCAUCCUCACACUGUCCGCCUUCCAGCCUGUUAACGACCGCAUCAAGCCUUGAACGGGGAUUCCGCUGUGCGGCGGGCACCCCGCGGGAGCAGCGGACAGUCCUCUGUAGGGGAAGGUCCCGUCGACAGAGCCUCAGGUCAUCCCAGCACUCAUUUCCUGUUGCGCGUCCGUCAUGGGAUCUGAGGACACGGGCAGAGAGAGAAGACUGAGCUCGCAGCCUCGCAAGGAGCUGAUGACCAUGGGAGCAGCUUUAGUGAAAGUCUAGAAGACCCAGAGGGUCCCCACGCCACGGGACGGGGAUGGGCCAGGAGGGCGGGGGUGAGGGGCUGCAGCCGAGGGUCCGGUGCCACUGACUGAAACCUCAGGACCCGUGGGGUCGGUGGGGAGGGGUGCAGGAACAACAGGACGAGGUGUCGCAAGCCAGCGGACGGCGGUCCCCCUGGAGGAGGCAUGCGUCGCGACACAGCUGGUGUUUAUCCCAGAGCGGCGAAGCCCAGUGUACGCUGAGUCCUGCCCUUGAGUGUGGCCGCAGUCGCGGCCCUGCUCCCCGGAAGCAGGAAGAACCCGGCGGCCUUCGGCAGCGCGGGGUGCCCAGAGUCUCCUGGGCCAUGGAAAGGAGCGUGUGCAGCAGGUGGCCGGCGCUUGGGGGCACGGUGCUGUGCGCUUCUGCUCAACUCGGAGCAGGGUCACAGGAUGGAGGCGGGGAAGCGGGUGGUGAGGGGCUGCUCCAACUAACUCGGGCUAGAGCCACCCUCCUGCGCACACGCGCAUGUGUGGGGAUGGGGGGCAGACUGCAGAGCUGGGGGGCGGCUCUUGGCAACUUUCUGUGCAUUUUAAACAGUUUCAAACUUUUUUAAAAAAAAUUUUAAAAAAUAAACUACAGGGAAUGAAAGAUCUACAGAUAGAAAUGUUUAAAAAUCAUGAGCAAUAUUGAAACAAGUUCUGUCAAUAAAUCUGGAAACUAAGACAAAACGGAUGUUUUCCUUUAAGAUUGUAACUUACAGAGUGAUCUCCAGUUCACGUACAGCCCAGAGCAGCGAGUCAGGCCGCCGGCGAGGGCGGGGACACUCAGCGUGCUGGCGACUCACCCGAGCCAGCGCACAGACGGCGCCCCUCGUGCCUCCACGGGAAGCCGUGGCCUGCCUGUCGGGAGAGCGGGUGAAUGCGUAGAGGAGCCACCCUGCGGGCCACGCUCUGGAGAGGAGAGAGCGUUAGGGCCAGCCAGUUGGAGCCCUCGCGGGACCCGAAGGAGCACCUCGUGCGGCCAGUGGCACGGGAAGGCGCUCUUGGAAAUUAAACACGCACGUGAAAAUUUAAAUGUUAAUAGGAAGCUUGAAAGACACAGUCACGGGGAGCCUGGGAGAAAGAUGGGAGCGAGGAGGCUCAAGGACAGCCGCGCAGACCCAGGAACCCAUGCCUGGUGUGACUUGCAGCCGCAGGCCUCAGGGAUAGCCCAUAUCCCAGGGGAAACGCGCUUCCUUUCCCAAGCCUUGCUGCUGGUGUGGACAAGUGACAGUCCAACCAGGAAGAGCCAACAAGGCUUGUGUGCAGAGAGCCGCCUUCUCUCUGCUGCCUGGAAACCAAACGUGAUGGCUGGAGCCCACGCAGCCACCUGGAGCAUAAGGGGAACCGUGCUUGGGAAUGGCCGAGCCACAGGAUGGGAGCCCUGGCCCCUGCUGACUGUGGUGCUAACCCAGGGCCCCGGACCACCUGUCUGCCCACCUCCGCUUAGAGGGAAACGACGCAUCCCUGUGGAUCAGGGAUUUCUGCCUCCUUGUAACUAGCUGUACGGCAGAUGCUGAGUGUUCCAGAGGAGAGACCGUGCCGUUCUCAGCACAAGGUGAUGAAGAAACCUUCAGAGCUCAGUGGAGACCAGCUCUCCCAGCGUGAACCCAGGACGAGUGUCGGGGCCACAGGAUGCUCUGCUGCUCAAGGAGCAGAUUCUCCCAGUGUCACCUGCAAAGAGACAAGAAUCAGACCAGCCCCAGGUCGGGUGCUUCAAAGCUUCUGGGGAAAACAGCUUUCAGCCCAGCGCUGCAUAUCCGACCGAACCGCAGGAACAGGGGCGUUUUCUGUUACUCUCCUGGAAAGCUCUUUGAAGACCGGCAGCUGCAAAGGAAGGGGCACUCAUGAGAAAGGGCCCCGUGGGGUGGGAGGGUGCUGUCAGCUGGCCUGGAGCAGGGGGUCCCCCAGGCACACGUCUGGGAAAGCAGGACACCUGUCGGGAUGGGACAGUAAGGCGGCGCUUUGGGGACAUGCCAGGGAAGACCGCAGGGGACCAGUCCCAGGAGGGAGGUGCUCAGGCUGUGUGAGAAGUGAGGGGAGCGUCCAGGCAAGUGCAGAAACAGGCCUGGAAGCAAGCCUUGGGUGGCAAGAGGGCAGCAGGAGGGCCACGGCGACUCUGGGCAGAGAGUUGGGCCGUGUCGGUGCCCGUGAGUGGGUGGGACAGACGCCCUGGGGCAGGGGAGAGGAUGGGGAAGUGAGCCCCGGCACGGCCACAUGUGUGCACGCGUCGCAGCAGAUGAAUUGGGGGAGCUUCUGGAGGGGAUGUGCUUCUUAUCUGAGGCACGUGGUGCAGAAAACGGUGCCGCGUACAGGAAAAGGUGGUUUGAUUAAGAGGCAAUCAGAAACAAUCACGUGGCGAAAGAAGGAACACGUGAGAAGUGGGUGGACGUUGGCAGCACCUACAACAACCAGGGAUUUGGCGGUAGAUACUCAGGCUCCCGGCAGAAGGUGGGUGACGGAGGGGGCGUUUGCGCGAAGACAGAGCGGCCACCGGGAAGCAGGGGCUCCCGCCACAUGUGGCCGCACCAGGAGGCGCGAGGCGCCACCCCUGCUCCGGGGGGGGUGUGGCCGGGCUGGCUGCGCAGACCUGAAGGAUGCAGUGUUCUCUGGGCCUGCGCGCGGCUGUCUGUCACAGGGAGGCGUCUGGAACCACGGGCAGCGUGUUGGAGGCACCGUGCCAACGCUUUUCUGAGCUGAAGCCGCACAGAAUGACCCAGAGAGUAAGUAAAAUCCACAGAAGUCACAGAACACUUGUGAAUCGUGCAUC